Molecule: messenger RNA, 2163 nt
Organism: Phasianus colchicus (ring-necked pheasant)
Lineage: Eukaryota; Metazoa; Chordata; Aves; Galliformes; Phasianidae
Gene: LPAR6
Product: lysophosphatidic acid receptor 6
Biological process (GO): phospholipase C-activating G protein-coupled receptor signaling pathway; positive regulation of Rho protein signal transduction
Cellular component (GO): plasma membrane
Molecular function (GO): lysophosphatidic acid receptor activity
Source: RefSeq, a predicted model, not a curated record
CUGAGGAACGCAGUUAGUGGGCAUGGUGGGAUGGGCUGGUGGUUGGACAAGAUGAUUUUAGUGAUCUUUUCCAAUCCUGAUGGUUCUGUACGUUUCCUAGCACAGGUUACAGUCUCUCACUGCCCCACACCUCAGCUGGGGGGAUGUCCCAGGGUCACUCCAGGUCUGCCAUGCCUGUGCCACGUCCCCUGUGUAAAUCACGAGGUGAAAUUAAUUAUCUGUCAGCGUCACUUUGUCCCUCAUGAAGAACACACUGAUGUAUCAGGGGAAUCAACACAGAGCACAUCAGCUGAUUCGGUGUGAUUAACGUGUUAUCACAAGCAAACCUGUCUUUCCAAGAGCAUAAGCUUAGCUUCGGCCGCACACGUAACAGGAAACCCCAACGAGGAAACAUUGACCUUUAGGCGCGAGAGCCGCUCAGACACACGCCUCCUCACAGCGGGGCGAGCCGGCAACCCCAGCGCGGACACUGACCGCCCGGCAGCCGCACCACCACAGACCCCGCGCUGGCACAGAGACCGGCGCGGCCUCUCCUCCCCCUGAUGUCACGCUACGAAUGGGGCGAGCUCUGCCUGCCCCCUCCCCUCCUUUCCUCCCUCCCUCCCCGCCUCCCGCAGGAGCCGACACGCCGCGGCGCCGCCCUGCCCCUCGCAGCCGCUCUGCCUCCCGCCCGCGGCGGGGUGAGCCCUCCGCCGGGCUGCACAGCUCGUCGUGCAGAGAGGGCUGCGGGAAAAGGCAUGGAAGCGCCCACGCUUCGCCGAGCCCGGGAAACGGCUCUCUGAAACCCACGUCGUGCCCGGUUACUUCCACUUGGACGACAUGGGCUGCAGCUCAGAAUAAGGCGGAAAGUUCUUUACCGAACCGUACCUUUACCGCAGGGAGGAAAGAUGUAAGUAAGCGAGCCUGGCGCUCACCUGGUCUGCUGCGAACAACGUGCUGCAUGAUUACAGCGGCGGUGGGAAGAGAGGAGCGAGCUCCUGGAGAUGAACCCCACCACACGCGGUGCUUCUCUGAAGCUCUGAGGAGGAGCAGAAGCACAUCUGCAGCAGUGCUGGAAGUUUUUAAACGUUGCCCUGAAAACACCCGAGAAAGCGGCGCGUCACAGCGACGGAGGCUUGUAUUUCUGAUAUACCAUUAUAAUGGUAAGCUCUAACUGCUCCACUGAGGACUCCUUUAAAUACACUUUAUAUGGCUGUGUCUUUAGCAUGGUAUUUGUUCUCGGCCUCAUAGCCAACUGCGUUGCUAUCUACAUUUUUACUUUUACAUUGAAAGUGCGGAACGAGACGACGACGUACAUGCUGAAUUUGGCGAUAUCGGAUCUGCUGUUCGUGUUUACGUUGCCCUUCAGGAUUUAUUACUUCGUGGUAAGGAACUGGCCCUUUGGAGACGUUCUGUGCAAGAUCUCCGUCACGCUGUUCUACACCAACAUGUACGGGAGCAUUCUGUUCCUGACCUGCAUCAGCGUGGAUCGCUUCCUGGCCAUAGUGCACCCUUUUCGCUCUAAGACUCUCCGCACCAAAAGGAACGCCAGGAUUGUGUGUGUGGCGGUGUGGAUCACGGUGCUGGCAGGAAGCACGCCGGCGAGCUUCUUCCAGUCCACAAACCGCCAGAACAACACAGAACAAAGAACGUGCUUUGAAAACUUCCCCGAGUCCACCUGGAAGACCUACCUGUCCAGGAUCGUUAUCUUCAUUGAAAUCGUGGGGUUUUUUAUUCCCCUCAUCUUGAACGUCACCUGUUCUACCAUGGUCUUAAGGACUUUGAACAAACCGCUUACAUUAAGUCGGAAUAAAUUAAGCAAGAAAAAGGUACUCAAAAUGAUUUUUGUGCACUUGGUGAUAUUCUGCUUCUGUUUUGUGCCUUAUAACAUUACCUUGAUACUUUACUCUCUGAUGAGAACGCAGACGUGGAUUAAUUGCUCGGUGGUGACUGCGGUCAGGACUAUGUACCCUGUCACUCUGUGCAUCGCUGUUUCAAACUGCUGUUUUGAUCCCAUAGUGUAUUAUUUCACCUCAGACAAUCCAAAAUUCGAUAAAAAACAACAGGUUCACCAGAACACGUGAUAACAGGUUCUCUGAAAUGCCACUGUCAGAAAACUUUCUGCAACACAGCUUUCAGACCAUAAAAAUGAAAAUAUUUGAUAGUGACUCUCCAAGAUAAACU